AUGAUUUUUUGUUCGUCAAUCAUCAAAUUACCAUUGCCAACUUAUAAUAUAUCAGGAUCAUUCCAACCACCUGGACCUGCGUAUCUUGUAAUGCUUUCUUGUUAUCAAAGUAUAUUUAAGGUAGAUCCCUAUUUUAGCUGGAUAUCCCCUGUUGUUCUCCAACUGAUCUUGCAGAGAGCUUCCUACAAUAAAUACAGGAUAGCGCUAAAUUGGCAUGAACCUUCUAAGGGAAUUAGAGAAGGUGUUAACUUGCUCGCUCAGAUAAGAUAUUGCCAAAGUGCUGAAGUGAAAUUUAAUACAUCUAAAAGAGCUAUCGCAUCUAUUCAAAACGUCAUUGUUUGGGAUGGGAAUUGGAGUAUUAAAAGUAAAAGUUCAUUAGCGAAUUAA
This is a messenger RNA of Funneliformis mosseae, 387 nucleotides long. The record is from the annotation of a GenBank genome assembly. NCBI's taxonomy places the organism in Eukaryota, Fungi, Glomeromycota, Glomeromycetes, Glomerales, Glomeraceae.